Messenger RNA from Drosophila ficusphila, 1204 nucleotides. RefSeq lists its product as uncharacterized. The record is from RefSeq and is a predicted model, not a curated record. The transcript has 4 exons. Bases 163 to 1182 code for a protein of 339 amino acids. Lineage: Eukaryota; Metazoa; Arthropoda; Insecta; Diptera; Drosophilidae.
AUUAAAAUACAGAAAAAUUGUGAUUGUUUACUUUAGUAUUUAUUUGAACAUAGUUAAAGUUAUACUUAUAAAAAUCUUUGUAAAAGCGACUUGAUUUGCAAAGAGUAAAAAUCGUAAAAAUUAUACUAGCUAAUUAAAUUAAAAAGGGACAUAAAAAGUAGAAUGAAAUCCAUGUCUAAAUGGUACAUUGGCUUUUGUUUCGCCAUUUCCAUUUGUUUUAUAACCUGCCAUGGUCACGGAAGACUAAUUGAGCCGCCAAGUAGAGCGUCAGCCUGGCGCUUUGGAUUUCAAACAAAACCUGAUUAUAAUGACCAUGAACUGUACUGUGGCGGAUUCACCAGACAGUGGAACAGAAAUGGUGGCAAAUGUGGAGAGUGCGGCGACGCAUGGGAUAUGCCGGAACCCCGUCCGCAUGAAUAUGGUGGCCAAUGGGGACUUGGUCUAAUUGUAAGGAGAUAUAGUCCGGGAGCUAAAAUAACGGUUCGAAUAGAAUUAACUGCUAGUCAUAUGGGGUAUUUCGAAUUUCGAUUGUGCCCGAAUCAUACUGCUAAACAGUUGUGCUUGGAUCAAAAUAUAUUGACAAUACUUGAUGGCUCCCCGUCUCAACCAUAUUCAUCUGACCUGGAUACCCGUUUUUAUCCUCGCAACGGAAGUCGUAUAUAUGAAAUUUAUGCUCGGCUUCCAAAUUUUUCAUGCGACCACUGCGUUCUUCAAUGGCGUUAUGUUGCCGGUAACAAUUGGGGAGUAUGUAGCGAUGGUAAUGGAGCCAUGGGUUGUGGACCGCAAGAGGAAUUUCGUUCAUGUUCGGAUAUCGCCUUAACUACAAACGUGGGUGUUUAUGCAGACCCAAGUCGUCCCCUUCAAACAAAACCUACCAAGUUGAUAAACACAGAAAAGGUUUUAGAAUCAGAUCAAAAUGAAAUACUUAAGUAUUCAUUUGUGAUUGCGAUAGUAAUGGUAUUGGUAUUAUGUAUUUGUAUUGUAUAUAUUUGGUACAUAUAUAAUUAUGAUGUUACGAAUGUAAUAUUUGGGUGUUCGUUCAGAAAGAAGGUGCUUAAUUGUAAUGUAUUUAAAUCCGCUAACAAGAUUAGCAAUGUUAAAUUGGAUAAGCCACCAAUUCCUCCUCCACGAACUAAAAGACUAGAAAAAAACAAUUUAGCAAAUGUAACAAUUAAAGCCUAAUAAACAAAUUGACUUGUAUUGA